Molecule: messenger RNA, 1781 nt
Organism: Pseudomassariella vexata
Lineage: Eukaryota; Fungi; Ascomycota; Sordariomycetes; Amphisphaeriales; Pseudomassariaceae
Product: 4-coumarate-CoA ligase
Exons: 4
Coding region: 18-1781 (587 amino acids)
Molecular function (GO): CoA-ligase activity
Source: RefSeq, a predicted model, not a curated record
UGGGUUUCACGACAAGUAUGGUGCUUUGGAAAUCGCCUCAUCCCGAUCUUGCGAUCCCGACUGACAUCACGACAUGGGAGUGGGCAUUUGAAUCCGCGGUUUUCUCGCCACUUCAACAACCCUCGCCUGACUUGGGUAGUUACUGCAAUGCAGUCACCAGGGAGAGACUCGAUUUUGCACAGGUUAAGGAAAAGGCUACGAAGCUGAGCACUAUCUUAGUCCGUAACUAUGGACUCAAGUCACAGGAGACUGUCACGCUGUUUAGCACAAACACAAUCUGGUACCCGGUGGCAAUGUGGGCAACUGUGAGAGCAGGGGGUCGAGUUAACGGAGCCUCGCCUUCGUACACGGUCGAAGAAAUGAAGCAGGCGCUGAAGACGGCAGAGGCCAAGUUACUCAUGACUUUGCCGAGCUCCUUGGAAGUGGCUAUCGCUGCCGGCAAAAGUGUCGGCAUGCCCAAGUCCCACGUCCUACUUCUCGAGGGGUCGGCUCCCGGUUUCACUAACAUUCAGGAACUUAUCGCGCAGUACGAAAUUCAGGGAUUGAAACCGGAGCUUCCAUGGUUUAUUCCACCUGGAAAGACGAACAAGGACAUCUGCGGAUACCUCAAUUUCAGUUCGGGCACCACUGGACUACCCAAAGCUGUCAUGCUGUCUCAUCACAAUGUCAUAGCUCAGUGUCAACAACUGCAACAACUCCAGGUUCUCCCCUCGGACGGAUCCAGGUACCGCAUCUUGGCCGUGAUGCCCUUAUUCCACAUCACGGGACUAGUGCGCUUCUGCCACUACCCCGUCUUUCUGAACGGCGACUCCAUCAUGCUUCCGAAAUUCACGAUGGACCAAAUGCUGAAAUCCAUCAUAGAAUACCGUAUCGAGGAGUUGAUCCUCGUGCCACCAAUCAUAGUGCGCAUGGUCCGAGACCCAGUCGUCGACAAGUAUCUCCCGGACCUGAGACGUGUGGUAAAAAGGUGGUCUUCUGGCUCUGCCCCUUCAUCUCCAGAGAUCAUUGAGCAAUUGCAUGCGAAGUUUCGAGACACAGGCUUCCGUCAGGGUUACGGAGCCACUGAAUCGACGGCUUGCAUUUCCUCCCAUCCGCCGAGUCACUUUGACUACCAAUAUGCCAAAAGCGCUGGCAUUUUGGUUGCGAAUACAUUCGCCAAAGUCAUUUCUCUGGAGGAUCCCACCAUACUUUUGGGUCCGGGUGAAACGGGCGAAAUAUGCGCCAAAGGACCUCAAAUCGCUAUGGGAUACUUGGGCAACGAAGCUGCGACGAAAGAGUCAUUUGAUGAUGAAGGCUACUUGCACACCGGUGACGUGGGCCACAUCACCACAGAAGGCCUCAUCUACAUCGAAGACCGAAUCAAAGAAAUGAUCAAAGUCAAGGGCCUGCAAGUACCACCGGCUGAGCUGGAAGAUUCUCUGCUUAGCCACCCAGACGUGGAAGAGUGCGCCGUCCUCGGCAUCCCGGACUCAUACACGGGUGAGCGACCGAAGGCCUUCGUUGUUCUUAAGCAGGGAGUAUGGCCAAGCGUCGAAAUGGGGAGAAGGCUCUUGGAUAUUGUCAUGAAGAGAAAGGUUCGCUAUAAGUGGCUCGUUGAGAUUGAGUUCACGGACUCCAUUCCGAGGAAUGGGGCGGGGAAGCUCCUGAGGAGGGUAUUAAAGGGCAUGGAUCAGGAUAAGAAUAGGGUGAAAGGCUUGCGUGUCGGUCGUCAAUGGUGUUAUCGCUUGCCUCCCUCACUAGCACCAGAUGCCUCGGGUGCCCGGACGUCUGGGGCUUGUUAG